Molecule: messenger RNA, 2182 nt
Organism: Nematostella vectensis (starlet sea anemone)
Lineage: Eukaryota; Metazoa; Cnidaria; Anthozoa; Actiniaria; Edwardsiidae
Exons: 1
Coding region: 223-1917 (564 amino acids)
Source: RefSeq, a predicted model, not a curated record
CACGGUGCAUGACGGUCAGGAUGAUCUCGUUUAAUCAAUCCUUUUAACUGCAAUGAUAAAUGAUCUCGUUACCAAAGACAGAAAAUCACGUUUUCCAACUCCACAAACAAGCCAUAAUAUCUCAUCUUCAAAUAAGUUAAUGUCUUGCCUGACGGGUACCCCCUUUGCAAAGCCCCCAAAUGUGUAGUGUUUUCGGUGUUUUCUAUCAGCUUUAACUUCAAGAUGGACGGGCCACGAAUGCUUUUCCAAAACCAUCAUUCGUGGAGCAAGAAUUCUGCACAAACCUCGAACUGGUUAAUGGCAGAAACGCUACAAAGACCACAAAGACCAUUCAAACCAUGGAUGUAUGGAAUGAGUCAAGCAAGAUUGAAAGAAAAUCGAGAGUGCAACGGGGAAAGAUGGGUUUGCUUUGAUGACAGAGAAUCAACGACGGCAGAUAAACAUUCAUUGUGUAUGAAUACGCAGUUGUCAAACCCAGUGGAGGAUUUUCUCGAAGAAAUUUUACAGAAAGGUGCAAAAUUUCCCAACUCUGAGGAAGACCGAUUGAUCAGAAAUAAUAUUGAAGCAAUGAUGGAGGGCCUUUGCAAUAGCUUGGAUCAGAGCUUCAAAAUGUUCAGAGAUUGCAGACUCUUAAAAACUGGCAGCACUUAUGAAAUGCUAAAGAUUGGAAUGCCGGACGAGUUUGAUUUCAUGAUUGAGUUACCAGCUCUAGGAAAAAAUGAGACUUUUGAAUUCUAUCAACAUAAUAUUUCUACCCAAGCACAGCUAAUUUAUUUUGACAUCAAAGAUAGAAGCUUUUUUCAAGACAUCAUAAGUAAAGCCAUGGAGAGUAAUGAUGAUGAGUAUGAUGAUGAAUGUAGUGAUGGUGAUUUUCUGACUAAUGUGCUGAAUAUAUUAGAGCAGGUUAUUCGGGAACAUUUUAAAAUGGCCCUUUUGGAAUGCUGGAGCCUUGUAGUAGACCCAAAACUGUCUAUAAGAAGGAAUUUACCCCAAGUGGCAAUAACACCAGUAUUUAAAUGGGAAGGAAAAGAGUAUAAGCAUCUCUAUGUCAGUGUUGACCUCACCUUUGCCAUACCAAUUAAGAAAAGACCUAUCUGGAAUCAUAACAGGUCAAAUCACCUUGCACUUGGUAGUAAUAAAAAGUUCAUUCUCAAAGAUUCCUCUGAAGUGUUGCACACAUUGUUAAGAGAUGGGGAGUCAUGUAGGAUCUCAUAUUCCCUUCAUGAACAGCAAAUAAUGAGUGAGUUCCCCCUAGAUACUGGCCAGAACCAAUGUCUUCGCCUCCUAAAAUAUUUUCGAAAUGUCAUUUGUGAACAGAAGUUUGAUCCUAUAUCUCUAGAGAUGAAAUCUUGUAUAUCAACAUACCUGCUGAAAACUGUUAUGUACUACCAGUUUGCGCGACAUAAGGAUGAUCCAUCAAAGUGGCAAAGAGAACAAUUAUUUGAUAGACUUCUUGAAGCACUUGAAGAUCUUUUAGUUUGCAUAAAGAAAAGUAGAUUAUUCAGCUAUUUUAUACCACAUUAUAAUCUUCUGAAAAACCUUAAGUUCACUGACACACAAAUUCAAAAUGUUGUUUAUGAUGUUGAAGAAAUGUUAAAUGUUCUGAAGAAGUUACAAACAAGGGCCAUGAAUAUGGAAGAAUUUCAAGAACUUGUUGCACAGAAACAAAAAGCUGUUGAUGCUUUAACAUACCAAGGUCAUCGCGAUCAUGUUAUAGACUUGCUUUACAUUUAUGCAUAUAAUGAUUAUCAGGCAAACAACCUUGAGGUGAUCAAACAAUAUGCAGAGCGAUAUCUUAAGGGUAUAGAGAUUCAAGGAAUGGGAAAGGACAUUGUGUUUUUAGAGAAUGGGGAGCAAGUUAAUGUUGAUAAGGAAUUAGAACAGAAAUAUGGAGAAGAAAUAUCAUAUUUUCAUUGACUUGAUGUUAUCAGAGAUGCCAACCCUCCAGCUUCCGGCUGGAGUCUCCCGCUUUUUGGACCCUUCUCCCAUCCUCACGCUUUUAUUAAAAAAUCUCCAGCAUAUUGAGUAAAUAAACAAUUUGAAAAAUAGAAUUGUUAAAACUGUCUUGGAGUUCUUUUUUUUAGAACAAUGUUUGUAGUCCACGCAUCAUAGAUAAGCUCCAUUUUUUUAUUCAAUUUAAACUACAAGAAGUGUCAAUGAAAAAUAAACUAUAUUAACAAAA